AUGGCGUCGCUGUCGUCGUCCCGGCUGCUCCUUCUCCUCUCGUGCCUCGCGCUUGCGCUGCUCGCGGCGGACGCCGAAGUGCACCACCAUGAGUUCGUUGUCCAAGAGACGCCAGUGAAGAGGCUGUGCAAGACGCACAACAUCAUCACGGUGAACGGGCAGUACCCUGGGCCGACGCUGGAGGUCAGGGAGGGCGACACGCUCGUGAUCAACGUCGUCAACCGGGCGCAGUACAACGUCACCAUCCACUGGCACGGCAUCCGGCAGAUGAGGACUGGGUGGGCGGACGGGCCGGAGUUCGUGACGCAGUGCCCCAUCAAGCCCGGCGGCAGCUACAAGUACCGGUUCACCAUCGAGGGGCAGGAGGGCACGCUGUGGUGGCACGCGCACAGCUCCUGGCUCAGGGCCACCGUCUACGGCGCGCUCAUCAUCCGCCCCAGGGAGAACAAAACCUACCCCUUCGCCAAGCCCUCGCGUGAAGUCCCCGUCAUCCUCGGGGAGUGGUGGGAUGCGAACCCGAUCGACGUCAUCCGGGAGGCGCAGAAGACGGGCGGCGGUCCCAACGUCUCCGACGCGUUCACCAUCAACGGCCAGCCCGGUGACCUGUUCAAAUGCUCCCAGAAAGAGACGACGGCCAUUCCUGUGAAGGCCGGCGAGACGGCGCUGCUGCGGUUCAUCAACGCGGCGCUCAACCACGAGCUGUUCGUCACCAUCGCGCAGCACAAGAUGACGGUGGUCGCCACCGACGCGUCCUACACAAAGCCCUUCACCACCUCGGUGCUCAUGAUCGCGCCGGGCCAGACCACCGACGUCCUCGUCACCAUGGACCAGGCGCCCACCCGGUACUACAUCGCCGCGCGCGCCUACGUCUCCAGCCAGAACGUGGCCUUCGACAACACCACCACCACGGCCGUCAUCGAGUACGACUGCGGUUGCGCCUCCGACUUCGGCCCCAAGAUACAGCCGGCGUUCCCGGCGCUCCCGGCCUUCAACGACACCAGCGCCGCCACCGCCUUCGCCGCGGGGAUCAAGAGCCCCAACAGGGUCAAGAUCCACGAGAACGUCGACGAGUACCUCUUCUUCACCGUCGGCCUCGGCCUGUUCAACUGCAAGCCGGGCCAGCUCUGCAAGGGGCCCAACAACAACACCCGCUUCACGGCCAGCAUGAACAACGUCUCCUUCGUCUUCCCCACGACCGACUCCCUCCUCCACGCGCACUACUACAAGAUCCCCAGCGUCUUCACCACCGACUUCCCGGCGUACCCGCCCGUGCAGUUCGACUACACGGCGCAGAACGUUAGCCAGGCAUUGUGGCAGCCGGUCCCUGGGACCAAGCUGUACCCGCUCAGGUUCGGUUCCGUGGUGCAAGUCGUCCUGCAGGACACCAGCAUCGUCACGCCGGAGAACCACCCCAUCCACAUCCAUGGCUAUGAUUUCUUCAUCCUCGCGGAGGGUUUCGGCAACUUCGACCCCAAGAAGGACGUCGAGAAGUUCAACUACGUCGACCCGCCGCAGCGGAACACAGUGGCGGUGCCUGUCAACGGCUGGGCAGUCAUCCAGUUCGUCGCCGACAACCCAGGUGUGUGGCUCAUGCAUUGCCAUCUGGACGUGCACAUCACCUGGGGCCUGGCAAUGGCUUUCUUAGUGGAGGACGGGUACAGCGAACUGCAGUCACUGGAGCCGCCCCCAGUUGAUCUUCCCAUGUGCUAA
Miscanthus lutarioriparius is the source of this 1710-nucleotide messenger RNA. Lineage: Eukaryota; Viridiplantae; Streptophyta; Magnoliopsida; Poales; Poaceae. The record is from the annotation of a GenBank genome assembly.